UAUUUUGUUUACCCAAAAGAACAGCGUUUUUUACAACGCAUGAUGCAGAAUUACCUGUAUAAUGAGUCGAUGAAUGUAUAAUAACUUUAUAUUUUGAAUUAGUUAUUUCUAGAGACUCUUUUGCUGUCAUUUAACUUUCAUAAUGGUUGUUACAAACAUCCACCACGUUUCUGGUAAUAUUUAGUGCUUAACAGUAAUUUUUGUAUUGGAAAUGCACACCGGUAAUCGCCGGCUGUCUUUAAUUGAAGCACAAACUUUCGGUUUUUCUUUAUUUUCCAUCAACAUGAAAACAUCACUCGGCGCGGUGACGUCAUCAGGGCUGCGUCAGAGCUGCUGAAAAUCUGCCGAGAGAGUUUAGUGUUCCUCAGCGGAAUAAUACUUAUUCAAGGACACGAGAUGUCCAGAGAUGCAUCCGCACUUUACUAAAGUGUAGAGACGACGUUAUUAUUCUUCAUUAUAAGCUCGAAUACAUCAAUCAAGAUCAUAUAGCUGCUGGAGGCUUCGGGUUUUAGUCAAUAUCGAGAGUUAAAUGGCGGUUUUAGUAGUGAAAUGCCUGCAGACAGAUAUGUUUCAUCGUCUGUUUUCCUUCCACUGGUAUUUUCGUUUUGAACAUGACAAGAACUAGAAGAUAAUCUGAAAUACUGCAGUAAAUAUGGAGAGUGAUGCAGAAACACACACCAUGACAGAUGAGGACACUGAGGGACUUGCAGAGCAGAUGAAGGUGGAAGAUGAAGAAGUGAAUGAAGAGAAGAGUUCAACAAGUGAAGAGAAGUCCUCUAGCGGCUCAGAGACUGCUCCACCAAAAGGCUCCUUCUCCUGCCCGCAGUGUGGGAAGAGCUUCACGCGUAAAGGACACCUGGAGGUCCACAUGGUGAUCCACACAGGUGAGCGGCCGUACACCUGUCCUCAGUGCGCCAAGAGCUUCACAUGUAAGGGAAGCCUGAAGGAUCACUUCAGGAUACACACCGGAGAGCGUCCGUUCACGUGUCCGCAGUGCGAAAAGAGCUUCACCAAUUCAGGAGGACUAAAGAGGCACUUGAGAAUCCACACAGGUGAGCGUCCGUUCACCUGUCGACAGUGUGCAAAGAGCUUCCCGAGCUCAGGAGAGCUGAAACGGCACAUGCGCAUUCACUCCAGAGACAGACCGUACACCUGCCCUCAAUGCGGGAAGAGCUACAAACAGAAAGAGGUGCUGAGGGAGCACACGAAAACACACUCCGGGGAGAAACCGUUCACAUGCACGCUCUGCGGGAAGAGCUUCACUCAGCAGAGCACGCUGAAGGUGCACAUGAAGGUGCAUUCUGGAGAGAAGCUACACCAGUGUCCUGAGUGCGGCAGGAGGUUUGCUGAAGCGUGCAAUCUGAAGACACACCUGCUGUCACACACUGGAGAAAGACCCUUCAGCUGUGAGAAGUGUGAGAAGAAGUUUUUCCUGGCCGUGCAUUUAAAGACACACAUGAGGAUUCACGAGGACGAGCGGCGGUACGUGUGCUCAUUCUGCGGGAAGAGUUUCCUGUGGCUCAAUGGCUUUAAGGACCAUCAGAAGACACACAUUGGGGAGAAACCCUACGAGUGUUUGGAGUGCGGGAAAACCUUCGCCAGAGCUGCAGAGCUGAAGGUGCACGAGCGCAUCCACACCGGAGAAAAGCCCUACAAGUGCUCACACUGUGAAAAGAGCUUCACUCAGUCGUCAGGGCUGAAAGUGCACGAGCGAGUGCACACUGGAGAGAAGCCGUACCUCUGCCCUACAUGCGGGAAGACUUUCAGCAGAUACGGCAGUCUAGCGAAACACCUGAAAAAGGCUUGUCCAAAGCUGAGAAAGUGAACAAGGGUCACAUUCAAAUUAGACUCUGGGGAUACCACAUUAAAUAUAUAUAUAUAUAUAUAUUAAGUCUUUUUGAGACAUGCUACAGUACAGUACUUGAAUUAAUCUGCUGUGGUGAUUCUACAGUUGUUACGGUAACUCGACAACUAUAGUAAUCAAUCUUGUGGUGAUUCUACAGUU
Messenger RNA from Danio rerio (zebrafish), 2005 nucleotides. Lineage: Eukaryota; Metazoa; Chordata; Actinopteri; Cypriniformes; Danionidae. The record is from RefSeq and is a predicted model, not a curated record.